AUGAAAGAUUUGGGUACUCUUCGAUAUUUUUUGGGGAUUGAAGUGGGUCAUUCUCCUAGAGGUUAUCUUCUUUUCCAAUCUAAGUAUAUUGGCACCAUCCUCGAACAAGCUCGUCUCACUGAUACUCGGACAACUGUUACUCUUGAGCUUAAUGUUCAUUAUACCUCUUCUGAUGGUGUUCCUUUGUCUGAUCCCACUUUGGAUCAUACACUUGUUGGCAGCUUGGUAUAUCUUACCAUCACUAGGCCUGAUAUUUUUUAUGCAGUACAUGUUGUUAGUCAGUGUGUUGCCUCUCCUACUACAGUUCAUUGGGCAGCUGUUCUUCGCAUUCUUCGUUAUCUUCGGGGCACUCAAUUUCAGAGUCUUCUUUUUCCCACAUCUUCUUCCUUGGAAUUACUUGCCUACUCAGAUGCUGAUUGA
Molecule: messenger RNA, 420 nt
Organism: Phalaenopsis equestris
Lineage: Eukaryota; Viridiplantae; Streptophyta; Magnoliopsida; Asparagales; Orchidaceae
Exons: 1
Coding region: 1-420 (139 amino acids)
Source: RefSeq, a predicted model, not a curated record